UGAUUUUGUGGCAUUCGAGAGGCCCUGCCUCGUGGGCGAGUCAGCCCUGAUCAUCAGGUUACUUCCUCGACAUCAUCAUUACUGCGGGCCCCACGGCAGCUACGCACACGGUCGCCAUGUCCCGAAAUGUUUGGAAAUAUAUCGUCAGCAUUCUCAUCUUGUUCGGCCUCAUCUUCCUGCUGCGCAACAUCACCAUUGAGCAGAACUGGAACUACCAGAGAGUGCUGCCACUGUACAAGGUCCAGAACUGGAUCCAGUCAUCAAACCUCUAUGGAAGCCUCUUAAGGUUUCACCGUAAUCGCACCUGUCCACAUCUGGGCCAGCCGCCAUCACCUGAAGAAGAGCUGGAGGAACGCAACCUGUUGGACUCCAUCGAUUGGCCCCAGCCGCCGUCUGGCUCCGCACCGCCCGCCCUGACCCAGACGAGUGACCCGGCCCACAGCCUGUUUGCAAUCGUCCCCUCCCAAAACGGACAGCGUUGGUACGUGGGCGACCAGUUGGAAGUGCAAGUCCACCUGCACGACUUCAAGGGCCGACCCAAGCGCUACGGCGGAGAUUUGCUGUUGGCUUGGUUGCACUCCCCAAAAUACAAGGCGGGCGUGGCCGGGCAGGUGCUGGACCACAAGAACGGACUUUAUUCCGCUCGAUUCCCGCUUCUGUGGGAUGGCUCGGCUCAGGUCGGGCUCACCAUGGUGCACUCGAGCGAGGCCGUCACCGUGUUGCGGCGGAUGAGGGAGAAACAGCCUGAUCGGGUGUACUUCUCCAGCAUCUUUCGCCGAGGCAGUCAUUCUGAGAAGAUGGAGUGCAACGUGUGCCUGCCGCAAGAUGAGGGGCCGCUGUGCAACUUCACGGACCCUCACUCCGGCGAUCAGUGGUACUGCUAUAAGCCCAAAAUGCUCAGCUGCGACACCAGAAUCGACCACGCCAUUGGAGGCUACCUCGAAAACCUCAUCACCAAAAAGGAAUCUUUGCUUUUUAAAAGUGACGUAAACCUCAAGGUUCCCAUCCACGCUUCCACAACAGACACCAUCAAUGUGCUGCCUGCGAGGAACGAAAGCAGCAGUCAAAAACCAGGUCCCAUGCAGCUGGGGACGUCUGGGUACUACUACCAGGACUCGUGGAGGCCAUUUGGCGGCAUCACCAUGCGGCGAUUUGACGAGGCGUCUGCCAUCACGAAGUGUUUGACUAACAAGCUGGUCUACAUGUAUGGCGACUCCACCCUGCGUCAGUGGUUCGAGUACCUCCUCACUGUGCUUCCAGAGCUGAAAGAAUUCAACCUGCAGAGUCCAAAAAAGGUGGGACCCUUAAUGGCGGUGGACAGCACCCACAAGAUCCUGCUCGAGUACCGCUUCCACGGCCCACCCACCCGCAUCCAGCCCAUCACGGUCAGCAAGUUGCGCUACAUCGCCAACGAGCUGGACGGCCUGGCCGGCGGUCCCGACACGGUGGUGGCGCUCGGCAUCUGGGCUCACUUCAGCACCUUCCCCGUGGAGGUGUACGUACGCCGCCUCCGGCACAUCCGCAAGGCGGUAGUACGACUCCUGGAUCGGGCGCCGGAGACGGUGGUGGUGGUCCGAACGGCCAACCCUCAGGCCCUGACCCAGGAUUUCAUCCUGUUUAAGAGCGACUGGUUUUCGCUGCAGCUGGACGUGGUGCUGCGCGUCAUGUUCAAGGGUCUCAACGUUCUGCUGGUGGACGCCUGGCAGAUGUGCUUGGCGCACCCGUACCACCCUCAUGACCUGCAUCCUCCUCGGACAAUUGUCAAGAACAUGGUAGACAUGAUGUUGUCCUAUGUUUGUCGUGACGGGACAAAGAAGAUUGUAUGAUUGUCAUAAAUCGAAUCAGGUUGAACGUACAAAACUGUAUACGGCCUCACUGAAAAGGGAAAAAAAAGACCACAUUUGAAUCGAAGUCAUAUAUUUAUAAUAAUAAUAAUCAGAAUGCGGUGUAAAACUUUGGCAUUAUUAUUUUUUUCAUGUAGAAUUCCGACCAUUCUCACAACAGUGCGACUCUCUUCUCAUAUUGAAAUAUAUAUAUUGAAUAUUCUUUUUCAGUGUGGUAUUAAUACAGUUCUGAAUGAGAUCUUAAUCAGACUACUGUGUUUAGACUAGUGGUGGCACAUACGAUGCAUUUGGGGUUUCGUUAUCAUUUAUAACCAAGUGUCCUAUCACAGUAUGCAUGAUUUUACCGAGGCUUUACACAAUCAGGAUUUUUGGGGCCGACCACCGAGCUUAAAAAAACGAUAACCGAUCACGGAUCGAUCACAAGAUGGAGUAAUGUGUCUAUUUAAAUUACUUGUUCAUUUACUGUAUAUACUUGUGUACUGUAUACUGAGUAUCUUCAAAAGUAUUCUCUCGUCAGGUCAUGUAUUCUAAUCAGUCAGGUCAAACCAAGAUUACAACAUGGCAGAAAUAAUGGGUGCUAACUUACUACAAAUAAAUUAGUGUAAUUAAAUUACUUCACACACACUGAACCUUUAGAGCAUGAUUCGACAGAACGCUGGCGUGUUUCCUUACAACUGUUACGACAUUAGCUUUGCCUUUUGUUGCCUGCUUGCGCGUCGUAUCGUAUUAAAAUCUAAAUCCACGUAUUACGUGUUGUCUGUCUCGGACGUGUUGGCUGUCCCACACUGCCGACAUAUUUAAAAGAAAAAAACUUUAUUGGCGGUCAGAUAUUUACAGUAUGUCUUUUGCGGAGCCGAUCAAUGAUGUCAUUGAUCGGAUCGGCGAAUUAUGACAUUAAAGCCGAUCAGCAUAAAAUGCUAAUUAUCGGCGAUACCGAUCAAGCGGAUCAGAUCGGUGUAGUCUAAUUUUACUAAAGCCAAGAGAAUGAAAAUCCUGCAAGACUGCAUUAAGACCUAGUCCAGUGUGUCAGAGGUUUCGCCCUGGUGUGGGCGCUUUAGAGCGCCUUGAUGCGGUGCGGAACGUCCCCACAAAGACCCGAUGUGAUGCAUUCCAACCUCUGGAGGCUUUAAGCGGAUAUUUUUACCCGGGUCAACAAUGUUUUUAGAUUGAUUGUUUUUAGAAAAUAAUCACAACUUUUCUCCGGGCACUCCGGUUUCCUCUCACAUCCCAAAAACAUGCAUGAUAGAUUGAUUGACAACUCUAAAUUGCCCGUAGGUGUGACUGUGAGUGCCAAUGGUUGUUUGUUUGUAUGUGCCCUGCGAUUGGCUGGCAACCAGUUCAGGGUGUACCCCGCCUCCUGCCCGAUGAUAACUGGGAAAGGCUCCAGCACGCCCGCAACCCGAGUGAGGAGAAGCGGCUCAGAAAAUGGAUGGAUGGAUGGUCAACGUCCCAACUUCAUUGGAAUUGGGCUUGUACCUCAUGGUAAGCAGUGAGCAGAACAACAGCUCAGGGUUUGAAAUCUUAUCCCCCCCUCCCCCCCCCCACAGUCAACUGCACGGAAAUUUCUGAAGUCUCUCGGUCCACAGGUCAGUGUGCAUUGCCAGCUUUUUUUGCAAUAAAAAGAAACCGCCAAAAGCAAACGUUCAAAGGUUUUUAUGAUGAUUUUACUAUUAUGAUUAUGAUGAUUAUGCAUUCUUAUGAUCUCGUCUCCAUGCAGUCCCAAAUUGACUUACUUGGUGUGAAAUGUGAGCCUGUUUAAUUGAACACAAAGCUGAUAUACUCGCAG
Phyllopteryx taeniolatus (common seadragon) is the source of this 3630-nucleotide messenger RNA. Its product is annotated as NXPE family member 3-like. Bases 117 to 1826 code for a protein of 569 amino acids. The record is from RefSeq and is a predicted model, not a curated record. NCBI's taxonomy places the organism in Eukaryota, Metazoa, Chordata, Actinopteri, Syngnathiformes, Syngnathidae. The transcript has 5 exons.